Molecule: messenger RNA, 1740 nt
Organism: Metarhizium acridum CQMa 102
Lineage: Eukaryota; Fungi; Ascomycota; Sordariomycetes; Hypocreales; Clavicipitaceae
Cellular component (GO): cytosol
Molecular function (GO): mRNA 3'-UTR AU-rich region binding; NADPH binding; quinone reductase (NADPH) activity
Source: RefSeq, a predicted model, not a curated record
AUGUUUAACGGCCUCAUCGCCUUCUCCAUCACUACGCAAGCCGACCCCCCCGUCACCAUCAAAGGUCUUCAGACCUCACCAGAAUCACCGCUUCCCCCACUCCUCCUCCUCCACGGCUUCCCGCAAACCCGUCACAUGUGGCAUCGCAUCGUCCCACACCUCACCACCACGUACAACCUCAUUAUCCCUGACCUCCGCGGCUAUGGCGAAUCAUCCAAACCGCCCUCUAUAGCGGCCUACGCCAAAUCCGCCAUGGCAAAGGACAUGAUAGCCCUCAUGAACCACCUCAACCACGAGACGUUCUUCACGACCACGGCGCCCGGGUCGCCCACAAGCUCCUCGUCGAUUAUCCCAUCCACUCAAGAAUUCGCGACUGCGUAUUUCCACUGGUUCUUCUUAAUUCAGCCUGCGCCGCUACCAGAGACGCUGAUAUCCGCCACGCCGCGCAAGUUUGCAGAGCUGUACAUGGGCGGGAAGGAUGGGAAGCGGUUAGAUGUCUUCGACGAGGCGUGCUACGAGGAACCUCGAAUCGUCCGCGCCUGUCCCAUCAUCACAAGCAAUUGGUUGCGCCUCGCGUCCCCCGUCUGCCAUCAUCAACCACCACCACCACUGACCUACCCCGCCAUCACCUCAUCAGUGUCGUCGCCCUCGACUUAUACCCACCAUUGCCGGCAACUAUCAUCCUUCCCACCUCACCCAUCAGCUCCAACAACCUGCUCAUACUCCCAGACCCAGCCCGCCCCAAAACCACCCAGCAUGGCCCCCGUCCCAGCCACAAUGAAGGCCGUCCAAGUCUCCAAAACCGGCGGCGUCGAAGUCCUCGAGUACAAGGACGUGCCGGUCCCUACCCCCAAGGAGGGCCAGGUCCUCGUCAAGAAUGAGUUUGCAGGCGUCAACUUCAUCGACACCUACUUCCGCAGCGGCCUCUACAAGCUCAACCUCCCCGUGAUCCUCGGCAGCGAGGCAGCCGGCGAGGUCGUAUCUCACCACAAGGACGUGACCGACCUGCCCGUCGGCACCAAGGUCGUGUACAUGGACUCGCAGGCCUAUGCGCAGUACACGGCCGUCCCCGCAUCCAGGGUCAUCGCCAUCCCGGCCGGCUUGACGACGGAGCAGGCGGCCGCCUCGUUCCUGCAGGGCCUCACGGCGUGGACGUUUAUUCGAGAGGCCGGCAACGUGCAGCCGGGCCAGUGGGCGCUUGUGCACGCCGCCGCGGGGGGUGUUGGGCAGCUGCUCGUCCAGAUGCUCAAGAGCCUGGGGGCAAAGGUGAUUGGCACCGCCAGCACGCAGGAGAAGUGCGACCUGGCCAAGAAGCUCGGCGCCGAGUGGACGGUGAGCUCCAAGGACGAUGUGGUUGCGAGGGUGAAUGAGAUUACGGGCGGACAUGGCGUGGAUGCCAUUUUCGACGGCGUGGGCGCGGCCACGUUCGACGCCGACUUGCAAAUGAUUGCUUUGAAGGGGCGUCUGGUGUCUUUUGGCAACGCUUCUGGUCCGGUGCCUGAUUUCAGCAUCUUUCGCCUCUCUGACAAAAAUGUCACGCUUCUGCGACCAAAGGUUCACGGCUAUGUUUCCGAGAGGAGGGAUCUGGAGAAGUACUCUGCCGAGUUAUUUGAAAAGAUUACCUCUGGCCAGGUUAAAAUUGCCAUCCAUGACAUUUAUCCCCUGAAGGAAGUUGGGCGUGCUCACUCUGAUCUUGAGAGCCGCAAGACCAAGGGCAAGCUUCUCCUUAGUGUCGAGUAA